Molecule: messenger RNA, 2206 nt
Organism: Zophobas morio
Lineage: Eukaryota; Metazoa; Arthropoda; Insecta; Coleoptera; Tenebrionidae
Product: nitric oxide-associated protein 1
Exons: 2
Coding region: 22-2169 (715 amino acids)
Molecular function (GO): GTP binding
Source: RefSeq, a predicted model, not a curated record
GUUGUUAACACGCCACACGUCAUGUUUUCACUUUUAAAAUUACAUAACCUCAAAUCACGCAUUGUGGGGCCUCUCAGGCAAUGCAGUCAAUUCAAAACGAAACUGUACAUGAAAACCGCCCAUUUAGAAAGCAAAAAACCAUUAGACGAACUUAUUAAAAAAUUUGCCCUAAGACUUAUAUACAACACUAUAGUCGAAAGGAAAGUUUUAAGAUCUGAACAACUACAAAAAAACAAAAGUUUUAAAAAGGUACAACUACAAGAACCUGUUCCAGUUACAUUAAAAUAUUUAAACGAUGACAUACACAUUAAAGAAGACACACCAGCAACCACUUCUGAGUCAUACGAAAGUGAAGUAGUAAAUUUUCCAUACAACUCAAGUGGCCACAACGUGGAAACAUCUCACGAAAUAAAUGAAUCCCAAAGUGACCCUUAUUCUCCAGAUGUGGCAACCGCCUUAAGCGAAGAAGUGCAAAAACGUUAUGAACUUCACCAAGAAAUGAAAAACUGGAUGCUAUCAUAUGACAACUAUGACGAUAGUUGCUUGGGUAGUGAAGGUGAGUUAGAUAUAAAUGAAAGUGGUGUGUAUUAUGGCACACCCGACCCGAAAUCUAAAAUUAGUAAUGUCCCUUGUGGUGGUUGUGGGGCUCUUCUCCACUGCAGAGACACAGCAAUUCCAGGCUACAUCCCUUCAGAAAUCUUUAAAAAUAGUGUGGCUUAUGGUGGUUCAAACCUAGAAGCAAUAGUUUGCCAAAGAUGCCAUUUUUUAAAACAUUAUAAUGUGGCGCUUCAAGUUCAAGUAACCCCAGAGGAUUAUCCUAAAGUUUUAUCCACAAUUGGUGAAAGAAGAGGUUUGGUAAUACUUCUGGUAGAUUUGUUAGAUUUCCCUUGUUCGAUUUGGCCUGGGAUUGGGGAGAUUUUUGGGAGCCGAACACCGAUUAUUAUUGUGGGUAAUAAAGUUGAUUUGUUGGCUCAAGAUAGUAAAGAUUUUUUCAAACAUAUAAGGAGGACACUCUUAAACAGUGUUAAGUUACAAGGAUUUGCCACUUUUAAUAUUAAGGACAUUGUGCUAAUUUCGGCAAAGACGGGUUACGGGAUUGAGGAUUUAAUCACAAAGCUUAAUAGUUUGAAAAGGGUUAACGGAGACGUCUACAUUGUGGGUUGUACCAACGUAGGAAAGUCAAGUUUGUUUAAUGCGUUGCUACAGUCCGACUACUGUAAGACUCAAGCUAUGGAUUUAAUUCAGAGAGCUACGACCAGUGUAUGGCCUGGUACUACGUUAAACUUGCUCAAAUUCCCCAUCAGACGUCCAGAAGGAUAUCGGCAGUAUUUAAGACACAAGAGAUUAGAAAUACUGGAGAAGAUAGAAACUGAAGAACAAGAAUUCCGGAAACAGCAGUUAAAAGUUACUAAAAACCCGAAAUACGCGUCUCUGAUUGGUCACAUUGAUGUAACGAAAAACCCAUACAAGAAUAUGAAGUCUAAUGAAGAAGUCAAAGAUAUGUUUACUAUAAGAGACAAUAAAUAUGACAAAGGAGUUACAAAAAUGGGGAUAAACGAAAAAAGUCCUGAAUUCAUACAUAGCAAAUGGUGUUAUGACACUCCGGGAGUGGUACAACCUGAUCAAAUCAUUCAUUUGUUAACUACGGAUGAACUGUUGUUGACAUUACCAAAACAGGUUAUUUUACCUAGAACUUUCUGUGUUAAACCUAACUCCACUCUUUUUAUUGGGGGUUUAUCCAGAUUGGACUAUGUAAACGGGUCUAGUUCAGUUAGAUUGAGUGUUUUCGCGUCAAACGAAUUACCAAUCACGAUUUGUGACACCGGCGAUGCCGAAGAACUCUACGAAGAAUUACUAGGCACGGAUUUACUAAAAGUACCAACGGGUGGGGCUGACAGACUUGCAAAAUGGCCCAAAUUGGAGAUGGCGAAAGAAUUUACCAUAACAGGAAUUAAUUGGCAAAGGUCGGCCAACGACAUUGUUUUGUCUAGUUCAGGUUGGGUUGCUCUAACAGGGAAGGAAAGCCUCCAAUAUAAUUUCAGAGCUUGGACCCCUGAAAAACGAGGUGUUUAUUUGAGGGACUGUCUUUUGCCACAUGCUGUAGCUUUAACGGGCAGAAGAGUAAAAAAUAGUGUAGCUUAUAACAAAUAUAAAUUCUUUUUACAAUAAUUAUUUUGACAAUGUUUAUUAAACUUGCGGAAACUAA